Messenger RNA from Neodiprion virginianus, 2595 nucleotides. RefSeq lists its product as uncharacterized. The transcript is spliced from 3 exons. Lineage: Eukaryota; Metazoa; Arthropoda; Insecta; Hymenoptera; Diprionidae. Gene Ontology annotation, biological process: extrinsic apoptotic signaling pathway in absence of ligand; regulation of apoptotic process; intrinsic apoptotic signaling pathway in response to DNA damage. Gene Ontology annotation, molecular function: protein heterodimerization activity; protein homodimerization activity. Gene Ontology annotation, cellular component: mitochondrial outer membrane. The coding region runs from base 652 to 1446 and encodes 264 amino acids. The record is from RefSeq and is a predicted model, not a curated record.
GUAACCAUUCCUGAGGGCUGCCGAGUCAAAAUUCGAAAAAGUUGGAAAUAAAAACCAGCCUAACUCACACUUGCGUGGAUGACGCGGAGCAAAGUGCAGCGGAUACUUGCCGGCGGUCCGACUACGCCGGGUCACGAUCACUGCCACACGAGCCACGAGAGACGGGGCUCAAACAGCGCGUGAGUGUGCAUGGCGUGUACGCUAGCUAGUAGUCGACGAGUGGGGAUGAAAUGUGAAUGAUCCUAGCCGGCGGUAGUGAGGGAUAACGGCAGGGAGAGUGGGGGGCGCCGCUUCGGAAAUGGCCGCGGGAAAGUAGAAAGCGGUGUGCGACGGUGUGUUUCGACGGUUCCGACCGAUGGAUCGGCUUGUAACCAUACGUGAGAGAUAACCGAAUAUGUAAUAAUUCCAUAAUCGCGGAGCACGGUGCAUGUUUUAACGAGUAAUGUAAGGGCGGAAAAGAGGCGGUCGAAAAACCGGAAAAAAAAAUUCGCUACUCGGUUUUUUCAACACCGAUUCAAUUAUAGAAGGGCAAAAAGUCUUAUCUUUCUUAUUCGUAUUUAAUGAACGCUUACUCGCCGUUAUCACCGUCAUUAUCAGCCCUGUGUUUCCCUACGCUUACGCACACCGCCGCCGAGGGCAUAUUAUUCAAGAAUGGCCGGGGACAGUGCUAACAAUGAAACGAAGGAGCGGGGCGAGCAGAGUGCGUCAGCUCGGGGGGAGCCGCAUUCCAGAGUGGGCGGCACGGUGGAAUGUGAUCAUCCACCUCCCGAUCCACCCGGUAACAGGAAUUCAUCCAGCAGCAUGAACACGAUAGCAAAUUGCCGAUACGGUAUCACGGCCUCUUUCAUCCAAAUUUGCCAGAUACGUCUUCAGUAUUUGUUUCCUCACCUAUCCUCGCCACCGUUGCGCUACAACACUUGCCAAGAUUCGGUGGAACUGACAGCAGAGCGUCUUGGCAACGAUGUCAUACGCUAUCUGCUUAAAGAAGAUUUAUAUCAGGUGUCAAAGGAUCCAGUAUCCAGAAGCAUGCGGCAUAACGUACGCCUGAUGCUCAAUAAGCACAGUAUACUAUUCACCAGUAUGGUAAACAGACUGAAUGUUGUUCCUGAUACCGCUUACGAGGCUUUCAUGGCCGUUGCCGACGAACUGUUCUACAAUGGCGGAAUAACCUGGGCUAGAAUUGUUUGCCUGUAUGCUUUUAUGGGGAGAUUGGCUCUCUGGGCUAGGGACAGAAGGAUGUACGCGUUGAAGAAAAAAUUACCCUCUUAUGUGUCGAGGUACGUCAGCGAAGAAAUCGCCCAUUUCAUCAAGGGAUAUGGAGGAUGGGAACAACUUUGUAUAGAGUAUCCAGUUGCCGAAGAGGUCAGUGGAGCCAUUUGGCGCAGUCUACUAAUGACUGGUGCAACCCUGGGAUUGAUUGCCAUAAUUCUGACUGUAGCAUCUUAAGGUAUUUAAUCCAAGGUAAACGUUGAAUAGUAAUUAUACUGAAGAAGAGAACAAUGAAUAAAGAACAAAUUUUCAAGUACUUAUAUUCUGUGAUUAGAGUCGUUGAAACAAUUUUCAAAGAAACAACCACGUUUCAAAAAUUUCUCUUGCAUUUGUUAGAAUGUCCAGUGACUGGAUUUUAAAGUAUCCAAGCCAAUAUUUCAUUUUUGACACAUUUCUUUAAGACAAGAUAAUCCCUCAAAUUGAAAAUUUCCCAACCAUUAGACAUCUUGAAGUUGAUAUAAACUCAUUACUACAUGUAAUAAAUGUCGACAACUAAUAUGAAUGUUUUAUGAAAUUUGUAAGAGUAACGAAUAUUAACAAGACCAACGAAUUUAAUUGUAUUGGAAUUAUAAUAGCGCCAUCUGAAAAAAAAUUUGGGAAAGUUCUUGUUCGUAAUUUUGUCAUCCUACCAAACAAGUUUCUCUAUAAAUUACUUAUUUGUGGAGCCUGUACAACUUGUAUAUUCAGAUAACUUACAUUAACGACAACGCAGUGCGAGUUUGCUUUUGCAUACGGUAACAAUACUAUAUUGCAAAGGAAAUUUCUCAAAUAAAGGUAAUAGUGAUGAUUUUUUACCUUUAAAUAAUUAGCUUUAGCUUCAGCCUCGGCUUAGCACAGAUAUCGGUGAAAAUAAAUAACUUUAUGAAGUAUAAGUAGAAGGAAAAUAAUUAUAAUAAUAAUACUCAAAAUCAAUUAAUCUGAUCUCAAAACCAACAAAAAAACAAGAAUCUCAAAAUUGUAUUGAAUUUAGGUAGAAAGCAAACUAUUUGUAUUUAUUUAUAAUUUAUUCUAGGUAGAAAAUAUAUUAAAUAACAAAUUUCAUAAAUGAUAAUGCUCUCAGAAUACAAGGAAGGAGAACGUCAUGUACGAUAUUCAAUCCUUGUGUUUUGGGAUAGCAAUAUAAUGUAUGUAUGCUUGGCCAUUAGUGGUUUACAGUAGCGUCUGUCCUACAAAUUAUAAUCUAAUAUGUAAUUUAAAGAUUUAUAAAAUGUGUUGUAACAAUUUUUGUAUGCACGAUAAACUCUCUAUUUUUUAGUUUUAAUACCUUUGUCAUUGAAGUUUUUGUACGAACUUAGAUUGCGAUAAUAAACACUUUUAAUAUCUUAA